Molecule: messenger RNA, 899 nt
Organism: Camellia sinensis
Lineage: Eukaryota; Viridiplantae; Streptophyta; Magnoliopsida; Ericales; Theaceae
Source: RefSeq, a predicted model, not a curated record
CAGUUAUAUUUUAUAUAUUAGCUAUAAGUAUAUUAUAUUUAUAUAAUAAGGGAAGAAGGUUUUUGAAUUUAUCUUAGAGACAAUUGUCCUACUAGGACAUUUGAACGGUUAAGAUUCAUUUCUGCUUAAAGAUGAACGGUAGAGAUGAUACCCUUCUUUUUCACUCUACCUCAACUUCCCGCCCAUCCUGAUCUGACUCUUCUCACUUCAAAACACACCCACCCACUCUCUACAGAAGAGAGACCCACCCACCCACUCUUUACAGAAGAGAGAUCUACGCUAAUCGAACUCUCUCUCUAAAGUCUCUCUCGCUCUCUCAUAGCCUUACUUCACACACUCUUCCUUUGCUGCCCAGAUCGACUUCACUCUUCAUCACCUCAACGAUGUGAAGCCACACAGAGAGUUUAAGAUGACAAGGAAGUCUUGCUCACCACCUCUCCGCCGCACCGACGCUUGCACUGUCGGAUCUAAUGGAAGACCCUCCAAUUGCACUGUCGUUUUCAGCGGGUUUGAAGAGAACAAUGAUUAUUUGUUUCCAUACAUUUUAUACAUUACCAAGAUGCGAAUCACAAUCUGCCGAACUCGUAAGAUUCAUGAUCUCAAGCAUUGUCCAUUUGCUGAGGUAAAAAAGUGAAGAAGAAGAAGAAGAAAGAGGGGGACUCGAAUGUAUAUAUAUCAGAUCAGUACAUAUUUGGGGCAAAAUCUCUAGGGGUUUCCUUCCUUCAUCUCUAUGCUCCUCCUUUAUUCUAUUUAUUAUAUAUAUACAUACAUGUAUUUGUUUCUAUUGUUUAGAAAACAAAGGAUGGUGGUAGUGAGUGAGAGAGAGAGAGAGGAGAGAGAGCAGGUGGCGGUUUUGCUGGGAUGAUUUUUUGAUAAUUGGGUGGUUUUUUUUUUUUGAU